AUGAGAUCUCUUAUCACUGCUUCUGUAUUGGCGGCUUCCGCACUCGCCGGCGAACGUGUUCCUGUUUACGUCUACGUUGAUGACUGGAACUACACUGGCUCCGCACUUACUGACGAGCUGUACAAGUUGUCUGAGCUUGGGGUGAGCGCGAUUCUGCUUGCUUUCCACCUCGUCGGGAACCCCGGAUUCCCCGAGAACAUUGCUGACACCGUGUCUGCCUGGGCUGCGUUAUCGGAGUCUGAGCGUCAGGCCUUCGUUGACAAGCUCCAUGCCAACGGGACCAAGCUGAUGAUCUCGUCAGGGGGUGAAUCUGAGGGUCUGAAUUGGAAGGCCGUGGAUGCAACGACGUACGGUACUGAUCUCUGCAAUUUGAUGAAGAGCUUGAAUGUUGACGGCGUUGAUUUCGAUAAGGAAGGUUUCGGUACGACGGAUACCAGUAUUUUGGAUUGGGUGAGCAAAGCAACUAUCGCUUGCCGCUCGGUAUGGCCUGAGGGUAUAAUUACUUCUGCUCCUCAGUCACCCCACAUGAAUCCUCUACCGGAUAGCUGGGCGGAUCUUGCGAACCUCGGUGCCGAUCACGAUCACUACCUCAUUCAGUAUUACAACCAGGGCACGUGGCCCAAAGAUACGACGUACGAAGGUCUAUUCCAGGGAAGCGGAGUUGGUGCUAUCAACGAAUUGUAUGCAAGGUUCCCCAACGCUCCAAAGGACAAGUAUGUGGUGGGCAAGCCUCUCCGUACGGAGGACGCAAGUUCUGACAGUUACGUCCCCAUUUCUCAGCUGCGUGAGUUCAUUUGCAAGGCUUGGAAUGAGGUUGGAUACAGAGGUGGUGUCAUGUUCUGGAAGGCGCACCUUGGAGAAGAUAACAGCGACCUCAGUGUGAUGGCUGCUCCUUGCGAUGGGUCUUCUGCUGACAUCCCGGACCCCAGUCCUGUGACUACCCCCAGUCCCGUGACGACUCCUAGUCCCGUGACCGCCCCUGUCACCACUCCUAGUCCUGUGACCGCCCCUGUCACCACUCCUGGUCCUAUGACUACGGUGGUUCCUAUGCCCGUGACGACAGCUCCCGUUCAACCAACUCAGGGUGGGAACUCCAGUGGAGGAGAUUUGGUUUUAGGUUGCCAGAACCUGUUAACCUCGGAGUCGCAGUGGGUUGACACCUGCAAGAGUUACUGUGCCUCCUACGCCCCCAGCGGAGACCUUGCACCGUGGUGCCCAGGUGUUGCAACAGCUGAAGCGCUUGCACAAUGCAUUACUGGUCAGCAAGCCUUCUGUACAAUUGCGUGA
Gregarina niphandrodes is the source of this 1287-nucleotide messenger RNA. Its product is annotated as putative chitinase. Gene Ontology annotation, biological process: carbohydrate metabolic process. Bases 1 to 1287 code for a protein of 428 amino acids. The record is from RefSeq and is a predicted model, not a curated record. NCBI's taxonomy places the organism in Eukaryota, Apicomplexa, Conoidasida, Eugregarinorida, Gregarinidae. Gene Ontology annotation, molecular function: hydrolase activity, hydrolyzing O-glycosyl compounds. The transcript has a single exon.